Molecule: messenger RNA, 1879 nt
Organism: Hibiscus syriacus
Lineage: Eukaryota; Viridiplantae; Streptophyta; Magnoliopsida; Malvales; Malvaceae
Exons: 7
Coding region: 228-1682 (484 amino acids)
Molecular function (GO): glycosyltransferase activity
Source: RefSeq, a predicted model, not a curated record
UUCGAACACGAAAACCAGUAAAAAAAUCCGAGUCAAAAAGAAAAUUCGAAAAGAAGGAACCGAAAUCCAAAGCCAAAAGUCUUCUUCCAAGUGUUCCAUCAUACACCGCCAAAUGUACACCUUCAGCUGCUCGAUUUUGCCAACAAACAAACCCCUCAGAUGCCAAACGUAGCAUUACCCAAUCUCUCACUGUCUAAUCUCAACCCUAGACCGAAGAGAAGAAGACGAUGGCGAAGCACGCCGCCGUUGGAUGGGGCCACCACCACUUACAGAACCGAUGGCUUUUGGCUCUUCUCCUAAUGCUUUCUGUUUCAACGGUUAUUGCCUUCUUCAUGAGAGCCGGCUUCGAUUCGUGUGAUCGGAACGUUUCUGCUGCUGUUGAUGGUAUAGACUCUGCUCGGCAUGUCAUUCAAGGCGCCGAGAAACGAACUCCGCAGAUCGCUUCUGCGAAGCCGAGUCCGCUCAGUUUCAUGAAGUCGAAGGUCGUUCUGCUGGUGUCGCACGAGCUCUCGCUUUCUGGCGGACCACUGUUGCUGAUGGAGCUGGCAUUCCUAUUAAGAAGUGUCGGUGCUGAAGUUUAUUGGAUUACAAUUACUAAAGCAUCUGAAACAGAUGAAGUAACGUAUAGUUUAGAACAUAAGAUGUUAGACAGAGGAGUACAGGUUUUCCCGGCUAGGGGGAAAGAAGCUUUAGAUACCGCUUUAAGAGCUGAUUUUGUUGUUUUGAACACUGCUGUUGCUGGGAAAUGGCUGGAUGUUGUUCUUAAAGAAGACGUUCAUCGUGUUUUGCCUAAGGUGUUGUGGUGGAUCCAUGAAAUGCGAGGCCAUUACUUCAAAUUAGACUAUGUAAAGCAUCUUCCUUUUGUAGCUGGUGCUAUGAUUGAUUCACAUGUCACAACAGAGUAUUGGAAGAGUAGGACUCGAGAAAGUUUGAAGAUUAAAAUGCCCGAUACCUAUGUUGUUCACCUAGGAAAUAGCAAGGAACUGAUGCAAGUUGCAGAAGACAGUGUGGCUAAAAGGGUUUUGCGUGAACAUGUUCGUGAAUCUCUUGGAGUGCUCAAUGAGGAUUUACUCUUUGCCUUAAUAAAUAGUGUUUCACGGGGAAAAGGCCAGGAUCUCUUUUUACGUUCCUUCUACGAGGCCUUGCAACUAAUCAAGGAAAAGAAAAUGCAGGUACCACCACUGCAUGCAGUAAUUGUAGGAAGUGACAUGACUGCCCAGACAAAAUUUGAAAUGGAAUUACGGGAUUACGUAUUGCAGAAGAAAAUUCAAGAUCGGGUUCAUUUUGUGAACAAGACUCUGACGGUCGCACCAUAUUUAGCUGCCAUUGAUGUUCUUGUGCAGAAUUCCCAGGCACAGGGAGAAUGCUUUGGACGGAUAACAAUUGAGGCCAUGGCAUUCCAGUUACCUGUACUGGGAACAGCUGCAGGAGGCACCACGGAAAUAGUAGUGAACGGGACUACAGGUGCUUUACAUCCGGUUGGAAAAGCAGGGGUUACACCCCUUGCAAAAAAUAUCGUCAGACUUGCUACUCAGGUCGAGAGGAGGCUUACCAUGGGAAAGAGAGGGUACGAAAGGGUCAAAGAAAGAUUUCUAGAACCACACAUGGCCGAGAGAAUUGCUGGAGUACUGAAAGAAGUGUUGAGGAAAUCUAAAAUCAAAUCAGGUAGACACCUGGAUUGAAACAAUGGGGUUGGAUCAGUUUCAAUCAGUGCAGCCAUGGUGGUCCAAAGUACAGGCUAAAAUAGGAUGCAUUUUUCUUUUUCUCAUGUAGUGACAUAUUUUUGGUUAUUCAUGGCCUAUUUUUUAUGUCUCCAGUUUUCCUUUCAGAGAUGUAAAUUAUGUAUGUACUAAGACCAUUUUCAACCGUUGAUAUAGUU